CAUCAAAUAACCACAUACAAAUAAGCCAGUGUAGCAGGUAACAGGUACUAACCAAGUAAUGGGUGGUUGGCCUGUUACAUGGUAAACAGGGUGGUUGCAGUAUUUAACUAUGGUUUCUUAUUUAGAAUGUGGAGUGAUUCUGCUAUGAUCAGGUCAAAUCUGUUAAUGUGAGAGGUCAAGAUUUUGAAAUCAGUAUUGUUAUUAUUAUUCUUUUGUGAUUGUGGAGAUGAGAGUGCUCUCUGAUUGCUUAGAAGGAUGGUUUGUUCAGCUGUAGGUCUGUCCUGAUUGACUUGCCUUUGUGUUCUAGCCUGACAGCUAGGACAAGUAAACGGGUAAACCACAUUCGAACUUAGUCCAGAGUCACACUUUUAUUUUUUCUUUAACUUCUCCUUCAUCCUCCUUCCUCAGACCACAUGCUAGAAGUGUCUGCGGGCAACGGCGAGGCCAGGUGGGACUACAACUACCACCCUUCUGUUGUGGUGACUCCUGCGCCCGCUUCACCCGAAGAGUACAACGUGCAGCUCAAGUUCCUUUGUCGCAACUCCUGCCUGACCCGCAAGGACCUCAUGCUGAUUUGCCAGCUGGAAAGAGACGGCGUGGUUGAGGGGCGAGAGUGCCUGGAUGUCAAGGUGAGCGCAUGUCCUCGCCGAGACGUCCCCAAGCCCUCGGGGAACCCUUCGCCCUCGAAGAUGCCCCGCGAAGACCACAGCCAGGGGAUUUUCCAGGAAGUCUGCAGUGGUUUGGAUGAGAGCAUGGUUACUGUUCCCACUCUUGCUUUGACUGAGUCUACUGACUCCACGGAGGUUGGUUAGAACAUUUUAUCUCUCUCUUUCGUGAUGAUUUGUUUUGUUAUAUCUCCCCGCCCCCCUCUCUCUCUUC
Molecule: messenger RNA, 879 nt
Organism: Penaeus chinensis
Lineage: Eukaryota; Metazoa; Arthropoda; Malacostraca; Decapoda; Penaeidae
Product: cellular tumor antigen p53-like
Exons: 2
Coding region: 414-812 (132 amino acids)
Biological process (GO): apoptotic process; regulation of transcription by RNA polymerase II
Cellular component (GO): nucleus
Molecular function (GO): DNA-binding transcription factor activity, RNA polymerase II-specific; RNA polymerase II cis-regulatory region sequence-specific DNA binding
Source: RefSeq, a predicted model, not a curated record